This is a messenger RNA of Helianthus annuus (common sunflower), 737 nucleotides long. RefSeq lists its product as uncharacterized. NCBI's taxonomy places the organism in Eukaryota, Viridiplantae, Streptophyta, Magnoliopsida, Asterales, Asteraceae. The record is from RefSeq and is a predicted model, not a curated record. The transcript is spliced from 2 exons. Gene Ontology annotation, biological process: intracellular protein transport; endoplasmic reticulum to Golgi vesicle-mediated transport. The coding region runs from base 108 to 527 and encodes 139 amino acids. Gene Ontology annotation, cellular component: endoplasmic reticulum; endoplasmic reticulum membrane.
AAGUGAAAAGAAGGAAGAAAUGCAAGGAAACUCUGCAUUCUUCUCUCUUUUCAUCAUUCAUCAUAAUUUCAUUCACCUAAAAUCACUCAGAAAAAAUAAGAAAAAAAAUGACACCUCUUUUGUUUAUGGUUCUAGCCAUGGAAAUGGGCGUGAUCAUAACCAUGUUGUUUCACUCACCCUUGAGGAACCUAAUCAUUAUGGGUUUGGAUCGGUUGAAGCAAGGUAGAGGGCUCGUGACCUCAAGGACCAUUUUCGCGACAUUAUUCAUUGUCUUCGUGUUCAACGUGUAUGAUAUCCUUAAAACCCAAAAGCGCGUGAUCGAGGUUGGAACCACUAAUCCAACCGAUCAAGUUCUUUUGGCUAAUCACGUUCUAGAGGCGUCACUCAUGGGUUUCUGUUUAUUCCUCGGAUUGAUGAUCGAUAGACUUCAUUAUUAUGUCAAGGAAUUGUGGUUGUUGAGGAAGAGCUUGAAAGUCGCUCGUGAUUCUAAUCCGAUUCAACCCGUCAACAAAAACAAGAAAGCUUAGUUACAACACUUUCUCAUAUUCAAUCAACCUUCAUGUGAACAAUUCUUCUAUAUUGUAAACAUCAAUAAAUUCACCAAAUGUAAUUCUAACGUGUCAUGUGUGUAUAUGCUCUUCUAAAGUCGAGUGUUUUAUUUACAGUUGUAACUAAAUUAUUGUGUGUAUAAAUUGUUACCAUGAGAAUCUACUAUUGGAAACUCAUGGAUCCGUCAA